UUGGUUCGUCGCAGCAUACGACGCCUGGCUCAGAUGCGCAAAGCGUGAUGGAUGAGUGUCAUUUCGGAGUCGAUACGAUCGCGCUGCAUCGUCGACCCCAUUGUAAAGUUUUCGUAGUUAACAACUGGUACUGCUGGCCUAUCUGCCAAUUUUACGGCCGACAAUGUACUCACCAUGACGAUCUCGGACCAAUGAUUCAUGCUUUUUUGCUCGAAAGAUCUCCUGAAUCAUUUGGAGAUUACUUCGAUCAGCACAACAAGGCAAACAACCAAGCAGAUAUGCCUAGAAACGCUUCGCUCUGCGCUUCCGUAAUGCCGAAUCCCAGCGAUGCGAUUACGAUCUCUAUCCACUGUGGCAGUGGUGAUCAUGCAACGUCUAUCAUUCUACCGCGGCACCAUCAUCUCGCAAGAAAACUGGAGGAGCUCGUGUCCUCCGGUAUGACGACCCAAACGCAGCCUCUAGCACAGCAGCCAGACGUUAUCCGUGCGUUGUCAUUGGUGGUAAAAUACAUCAACGACUCACGCCAUGAAGGCCCAGAUUCAUCGAUCGCUGCUCUCUUCAACUCGCUUUGUCCGCCACCACGCCGUGUGAGCGCUUAUGUUGGUGAUGCCCAGGUAUCAAGUCAACGGGCUUAUCAUCAUCCACCUGAACAACCAGUUGCCCGCACAAGAUAUCGUCGCGGUGGCAAACACUGUGCUCGAAGUGUCAAACACUGCAACGUUAUUGGGUGUGAUAACAUCUCAGUGAGUCAUGGUUUGUGCCGUGGACAUGGUGGCGGUCGUCGUUGCCAUUAUAUGGGCUGCUCGAAGAGCGCUCAGAGCCGCAGCGUGUUUUGCUGGUCGCAUGGUGGCGGACGCCGUUGUGAAGUGGAGAGCUGUAUGCGCUGUCGAAAGUCAAAGCACUUCUGUUCCGCCCACGUGCACUUGGAAAAGGCUUCACCAAAAACGUAUCGAAGAGGAGACGAGUUGCUGAUGAUGAUCUUGAACGACGCCAACGAAUACCCCGCUCCAAGACACACGCCUUACUAUGCAACUCUGCCGAGUCUGCAAGAAGCAUUGAAGAAUACGCAACACACGUCGAUGAUAGAUUAAUCCGCUGAGAGGACGGUGUUGAAUGAAAUCUGCAGCAUUAAUUUCCGUAAUGCCUCCAAGUUCCGUAGUGAGUCACCAAACAGAAUAUCAGUCAGGUAUCUAACUAGAAACUCUAGUCGAGAACAACAUGUCAACAAAGCGGGUAUAACUCAUUCGCGGUUGUCUUCAAUGUUAUUCCAUCCGCCAUGAUUUUAUCUUCCUUGCCUAUCUCAUGCUGU
Messenger RNA from Phytophthora nicotianae INRA-310, 1309 nucleotides. RefSeq lists its product as hypothetical. NCBI's taxonomy places the organism in Eukaryota, Oomycota, Peronosporomycetes, Peronosporales, Peronosporaceae. Bases 48 to 1091 code for a protein of 347 amino acids. The transcript has 2 exons. The record is from RefSeq and is a predicted model, not a curated record.